CAUGUAUUCACCUGUUGGAGUACGAUGCGGCAGAGUACAAAUUCUAUGCUUCUCAGUUUCCUUUCAGCAGUCUUUCCUUUUUUUUUCUUUCCAUGCAAGUUCUCAGCACGUCUCGCAGGCGGAUCCCAAAAGCUGAAUUCCCCAAGGGCGCAGCCAGGUGAAAAGCCUGAUGAAACUGGAAACUCUUUUUUUUUUGUGCGUGAUUCACAACACGCUUCGAGCUGUGCGAAGGUGUCAAUAACGGUCGCAGUCGUAAAUAUGCCGGAGACAGACACCGCCCACGCGACAGAGGAUUGUCAAUCCGCCAGUGCUCAGUCCUUGCAGGUGCGCCGGCACCAAGUGGAGACACAGCCUUUGAGAUAUGCAUGCGAAGGCCGCUUUCCUCCUGAUUGUUAUAUAUGGAUGCAUUGAAACUGUACUGUGUCAAAGGCCAGGAGCCCACUUCAAAAAGUCGAAGCAGUGGAAGAAUUUCGAGAGAGACUGGGAUAUAUUAAUGAUUCACGUGUUCACCGAGAAAGACGAAGAGAUCCUCGCAAAUUGCUGUGGCCCAGGACAAUCUAAGGAAGUAGAACACUGCGUCAAGGGAUCGAAGUUUACCAUGAAGGAAUACAUAGAGCUACAGAUAUCGGUGGUCAAAUGGAGGAGUAGCAAGACCCGCCAAGAAGAAAGGGAAGUGAAAAAGAAAAUAUUCCAAAUGUUGAGAAGAGGGAAGAUAUCCAUGUUGGUUUUGAUCAAGAAGCUCAGGGGACUCUUGGGCUGCUUGACGAAAAUUCGGAAAAAAGAGACAAACAACAACUCACAGCUAAACUGGCAAUAAAAUAUGUACAUUUUUCUCCAGUG
Molecule: messenger RNA, 840 nt
Organism: Dermacentor silvarum
Lineage: Eukaryota; Metazoa; Arthropoda; Arachnida; Ixodida; Ixodidae
Exons: 8
Coding region: 362-817 (151 amino acids)
Source: RefSeq, a predicted model, not a curated record